AUGGGUGAAGGAAGUAAGGGUAUAGACAAGAAAGACAAAAAGAGAACAUUCGACAAGAUGAAGCAAUCUCAAAGCAGAGCAGGCUCCACAGGCAGAGAACAGGAGUUCAAUGGAAAGAAGAGAGAAAAUAAGGGAUUCCAAAAGAAGUCAAAGCAGGACAGAUUUAAUGGAAGAGAUGGAAAUGCCAAUAAAAUUGAUAAGAGCAGAGAAGGCAUCAAUAGCAAGAAAUCUGCUAUUGCCAACUCCAAGUUUGAGGUUGUCAAGUAGGAUGAGCCACAAAAGUAUACCAAAAAGAACUUUAACAAGCCAACAGGUGCUCCAGGCACUAUGAACAGAAGAUAAAAGCAGAAAGUCUCUGAUCUAAUCAAGAAACUCAGAGUGAACUACAAUAAAUUGAUCAUCAAGAACAGAGAUAAGAGAAUGGAGAAGGGAGAGAAGUGCGAGCUGGUCAAGGAGUGCAUUGAGUUGAUUGGACUUAAGUUUGAAGAGCUCUUAUAUAAGCAUGAUGGAUGCAGAAUAUUGCAAGCCUUGCUUAAGUAUGGUAAUAAGGAGCAGAAGACCAAGGUAGUCGAAAGCAUCAAACCACAUUACUUGCAUGUUAUGAGUUAAAAGUACUCUCAUUACUUGGCAUCGAAAGCCUAUCUACAUGCUCCCAUGCCUGAGUAAAAGCAGUACUUCAGAACAACUGUCACAACAGAGAUCAACAAAUACAUUAUACAUGCUUAUGCAUCUGAAGUUAUUGAGUAUAUUUAUGGCCUCUCCACAGAUCAGGAAAAGAGAGAAAUGGUCUUUUCAUUCUAUGGAAACUACUUCCUUCUUUUGAAAGAGGUUGAGGAAGAUGGAAUCAAUACAAAAAACAUCACUCUUAAGGAGUUUCUAGAUAAAAAGCCCUAACUUGCUGACUAAAUUCUCCACAAACUUGAAAAGGUAUCUCAAAAAGUAGUCGAGAAAGGUUUGACCAGACACACUAUCGUCCAAGCUAUCCUCUACGAUUUCUUCAAGACUGCUAAGGAUGUUGAGAGACUCAAGAAUAUUGCAGAUUCAUUGAAGGAAGCACUUCCAACACUGCUAGCUUCAUACAAGGGUCUUUAUGUAGCCUGUGCUUGCUUCAAUCUCUUGGAUGCAAAGGAUAGAAAAACUGUCAUUAAGAGCUUGAAAGAUGUACUGAAUGAAAUGCUUACCAACAAAAUCAGUCACCUCUUCGUCAUCCACAUCCUCAAUAAUCUAGAUGAUACCCAACUAGCAAAGAAGAAGAUUAUUACUGAAAUUUUGAAAAAUAUCGAUGAAUUCAUUAGUGAUAAAUACUAUCAGCAAGUGAUCAUUGGAGUGUUGCAACCAAGAAGCAAAAGAUACUUCAUCGCUGAGGAAUUAGAAGCCUUUGAAGCCUUGAAAGAGCAUACUUCCAGCAAGAAACCAGAGGAGGUUAGAAGAGCAGAGCUCUUAAAAUGCCUUCUCAAGCCACUUGAAGCUUUCUUUGAGGAAAAUUUGUCUUAUUAUUUGCUUGAAAUCAACAAGAACUAAGUAUUGAAGUGUGUCCUUUAGUGCAUUAUUGAAGUUGGUUGUGGAGUUGAGCACCAAGACUUGAUUGAUGAGAUGUUCAGACAGGCCAUUAAGAAGGAGGCUUAUGAGAAAGAAGGAGGUGAGAAAGGCAUUCUCCUCGGUCAUCAAGAUCUACACAGAGUCCUCAAGGAGUUAGUCAAGCAGGAAAGAGAGCAAGAAGACACCAAGGAAACACUAACAUUCAGCAACACAAUCGGCUCAGUCUUAUUAAAGAACUUCGAUGAUGUUAUCAGAUCAAGAGCAGUUUUCAUUCUUUUGGAGUUGAUUGAACACGAGGAGACAAAGGCAAUAGUGCUUUCAUAAGUUCAGAAAAAUAAAAAGACAAUUGAGAAGAUCAGGAAAGAGCUACCCAAAGCCAAAGGUAUAGAAAUUCUCCUCAAGAAGCUUUGA
This is a messenger RNA of Stylonychia lemnae, 1950 nucleotides long. NCBI's taxonomy places the organism in Eukaryota, Ciliophora, Spirotrichea, Sporadotrichida, Oxytrichidae. The record is from the annotation of a GenBank genome assembly.